Molecule: messenger RNA, 2274 nt
Organism: Ectocarpus sp. CCAP 1310/34
Lineage: Eukaryota; Phaeophyceae; Ectocarpales; Ectocarpaceae
Source: the annotation of a GenBank genome assembly
UUUUUUGUCAUAUACCAUUGCAUCUGAUAGCUGGGAGACAUCACUGCCCUGUCUGUGCUGUCCCGAAGCACAACGCGAGAAGUCCGACAAGAGGCAAAAGCGACGAGGAGGGAGAGAUUCCUUGCUCUGGGAGGUUGUUGGUUGUGGGCACACACUCUGUACAGAAUAACCCUGCAAAGGCCUACUACUACGGAGCGAUGAGCCUUCCACGACCUGGCGGGCGCCCGCAAGGCGGAGAGAUAAAGUCCGGCGGCGGCGGCGGCGGCGGCGGCACCGGUUACGGUGGUGGCGGUACGACAACGGCAGCAGCAGCAGCCGCAGCCCCAAGCGCUUUCGCCGGGUACACGCCUCCGUCCGCGAAUCCCCCGAACCCGUACACCUCGGCAACGGGUGCUAGCAGCGCCGCGGGCGCGGGCGGCGGGCUUUCCUUUGGCGGAGGUGGUGGGUAUGGCAGGGGAGGGGGGUUCGGGGGUGGUGCAUUUGGGGGCGCGGGGGCACCACAAGGGUUUGGAGGAGGAGGGACGACGGCGGGUGGGGCCCUGGGGGGGGGAGGGGUCGAUGGGAGGAAUCAGUACGGGUUUUCGAACGGUGGAGGUGGAGGUGGGUUGGAUACCCUGGGCGCUAGCAUGGGAGCGGUAGCCGGGGCUGCGAUGGGCAUGGCGGCGGGAGGGGCGCAGCGGAAGGCGGGGGGGGCGAGGGGGGGGGGUCAGCAGCAGCAGCAGCAACAGCAGCAGCCUUUGGACUGGCACCAAUGGACUCCGGAUGGAAUGAAUGCACAGAUGCUGAACGUUGGCGGGAACGUGGCCUCCAACUUCCUUAAAAGCAACGUCGCUCAGUACCAGCCUCGGGUGUCUGGCUACUGGAACACCCUAAAGGUCUACUUCACGGUGGACAACCGAUACGUGUUGAAGAAGUUGAAGGUGCUGCUGCUGUCGGUGUUGAGGAAAGACUGGUUCCGGUUACCGUCGGAGGACGAGGUUAAGGAUGACGGGAGACCAAAGUUCGAGCGGCCCGUGGCGGACGUGAACGCCCCCGACCUGUACGUUCCGUUAAUGUCGUUCAUAACGUUCGUGCUCUUGACCGGAUACGCGAAGGGUUCAGCGGCGGCGCUGUCUGACGGUGCCGGGACGUUCUCGCCAGAGGUGUUGACCGAGGUGACGAGCUCUUGCAUAGUGACGCAGCUGCUGGAGGUGCUCCUGAUCCGGCUGGGGCUGUACCUUCUCAACAGCCCGGCCGUCGUGCUGGACCUCAUCGCGUACACUGGCUACAAAUACGUGGGCCUGUGCAUCAACAUGACCGUCGGGGUGUUCUCGGGAAGGACGUGGUACUACCUGGCGCUCUUGUGGACGGGGUCCAUGAUGUCCUUCUUUAUGUUUAAAACAAUGGCUCACACAGUCCCCACCGGUUCCGCGUCCCGAGAAGUGAUGAUCCUUGGGUUCGCCGCCCUGCAGCUCUUGAGCAUGUGGUGGCUGGGACACUCGAGCGAUCUCUGAGCGCCGCCCCAAGCUCCCGUCUUCGUCCCCCGUCUUUGGCACUAUGCUUCCGAGCAUGGAUGGUGUGUGUGUCCCAUGCAGCUCCGAGAAUUAAGAAAAUCGUGCGCUACAGUACCCCGAUGAGUCAUGAGUGUCUCCGAUCGUAUCUCUUCUCUGUGUCACGUUCAGCAAUGGUUGCGGCAACGGUGUGCCGCGCGGAAUGGUCUGCCCCCCCUGCCUGUUUUGUUUUAUGUCUGCUGUGGCGGUUCGUGCUCUGGCCAUUGUGGGGAUGUGGCCAAGCAGAGGCAAUGACCGGCUCUUCGCCUGGGGACAUGUGUAGUCUCUAGCGUUUCACGUGUCUUUUUUGUCUUUUGGUCGUCGUCGGCGGCGUGCUGAGACUGGGGUGCUACCCACGCCCUGGACUCCGGUGCUGGGCGAUCGUACGGUGAUCGUGCGGCUGGUGGUCGCCUUGCCCUCGCCGCUGGUGAUGGUCACUCACCGAUCCUCCUCCGGUGACCGUGGUCGACUCGUGGUAUGCGAGAUAAAGGGGAUUUUUGACAAUCAGAGCAGUUGGGUGACAUUCCUGUCUUGUCGUCAGGAGUUGACGUGAGAAGCUAAACAAAAUGCACGUCCAGCAGAGAUGGAUUCUUCACAGUAUAUCGAAAACCGUUUGCUACUCCCCACCCUCCUUUGGGCCGAAAAGCCGUCAAGUACUUCCACGCAUGCACUCGCGCAUCGUCGCAGGGCCCCAGAUCAUGACCGUUCGAAGCGUUUUUGUUUCUUAGACUGGUGUCGCUAAGUU